Glycine soja is the source of this 1096-nucleotide messenger RNA. RefSeq names its product transcription factor HEC1-like. The record is from RefSeq and is a predicted model, not a curated record. NCBI's taxonomy places the organism in Eukaryota, Viridiplantae, Streptophyta, Magnoliopsida, Fabales, Fabaceae. Bases 235 to 963 code for a protein of 242 amino acids. The transcript has a single exon. Gene Ontology annotation, biological process: regulation of DNA-templated transcription. Gene Ontology annotation, molecular function: DNA-binding transcription factor activity; protein dimerization activity.
UUACAGAGAUAAUAAUCCUGCAGCACUUUCAGACUUUCUGCAAUCUGUGCACUGUUUAAUUCCAUAUUAUCCUUUAUCUAUCUCUUUAUCUCUCUUCUGCAAAGUGCAAACCCUACUUACUACUUUCACAGCUCCUACCUCCUAUUCCUCUCCCUUCCCAUACUCUCUGCUCCUAACUUUUUCUCUCUUCUCCCCUUUCUUCCAUUCCUCCUUGUCUCUCGCAACGCGAAAUUCAUGGACGUGGACAUACUGAAAACUUCCACGAGUGACAACAUCAGCAUGGACAUGAUGAUGACGAUGAUGCAAAUGGAAAAGUUCCCUGAAUUUUGUGAACCUUUUUAUAACAACAACAACAACACUAGUACUGCUCCUCUCUACCCAGAAAACGAGCUCUUAAUAAACUCCACCACCACUCUACCCGUGUUCUCCAACGUUAUUAACAACCCAAACGUUAUAACUCCACCACCAUCUUCCUCUAAUUUUAUUCAACAACAACCCAUGACACCCCAUCUUGAACCCAACUUGGAGAAGAGGAAUUCUGUGGCGGCUAUGAGGGAGAUGAUUUUCCGCGUAGCAGUGAUGCAACCUAUUCAUAUAGACCCUGAAUCCAUCAAGCCACCGAAGAGAAGGAACGUGAAGAUUUCAAAAGAUCCGCAGAGUGUGGCGGCGAGGCACAGAAGAGAAAGGAUAAGCGAGAGAAUAAGGAUACUUCAGAGAUUAGUUCCUGGUGGGACCAAAAUGGACACGGCUUCUAUGUUGGAUGAAGCCAUUCACUACGUGAAGUUCUUGAAGAAGCAAGUGCAGACGCUGGAACAAGCAGGGGCAAGUAGACCCUUGAAUGUUGUUGGCUUCCCUACUACUGCGUCCAACGCCAAUAAUAAUAAUAGUUAUUCUGGUUUUGUGAAGAGUUGUCAGCCUUAUCCAAUGCUGGGUUCUGCAGCUUCUAAACAAUUGCUUAGUUGAGAAGUGUUUGUUUGAUACAUGCAUGAAAAAUGAAAAUCAAUGAAUUAUAUAUGUGGUUUUUAUUUUAUUUUUUAUCUUCAUAGUAUUGUGAUCGAUCGUGCAUGGAUUAUAAAGACAGUGUUUGUCAGUGUAA